AUGGAGAAUCAACCCACCCUCUUAACUCCUGUAGUGAUAUCCGAAAGGGUGCCAGGGGCCUUGAGGAGGGAGGCUGACAUUCGAUGCAUGCAACCUGGGUUUUCUUGGUUUGGUGAAGCCCAAUGUCAGGCUGGCCGCAAGCUUUACUCCAAUGCCAAGUUUUUACCUCAGAGGGAGAUGGGUCGGAAGUUGAAAGGGAUUUCUCUAGAAGUGCCAUUGGCGUUCGUCUUGACCAAUCGGGACUAUUUCAGGAUGAAGCCACGAAUUGCGCUCUGGGCUACGGGUUUCUACCUUAGCCGAGAGUCAAUCAGAAAAUCAACCCUUUUGAAUUUUCAAUGAUGAGAAACCCUGUUGACGCAUGGCGUGGUGACCAAAACUUUCCGACAAUCAGGAGCAUGUGCAAGCCCAUGCAUAGUAGAAGCAAGACUUUGAAGGUCGUAUUACGAUUGUCGGCGAACCAGAGGAGUGGAGCGCUAUGGAAGGGAAUAA
Molecule: messenger RNA, 489 nt
Organism: Blepharisma stoltei
Lineage: Eukaryota; Ciliophora; Heterotrichea; Heterotrichida; Blepharismidae
Source: the annotation of a GenBank genome assembly